Molecule: messenger RNA, 421 nt
Organism: Astrephomene gubernaculifera
Lineage: Eukaryota; Viridiplantae; Chlorophyta; Chlorophyceae; Chlamydomonadales; Astrephomenaceae
Source: the annotation of a GenBank genome assembly
CCAAGGUGCUGUUCGGCCGGGGGACGCUGCUGCAGUCCAGCUACCAUGUGCAGCUGCUGGCCAUGUCGGCCUACAUGGCCUCCUCGGGAGUGGGGGAGCAGUACCGCCACUUCGCCGCGUACUUCAGGUGGAGCGUUAUGAGUAUCAAGGGCAACAUUCGAACGCUCGACGCCGGUUUUUCCAACACCGUACAGGACGUGAACGCAACAGCGCUUGCCAGGAGCAGCAUCCAGGGAGGCUGGCCGGUCACCCUGCCGCCCCAGCCGCCCCCCUCACCCCUGACUCUCCUUUUGGCCCCUCCCCCACUGACCCUACCCGGCUUGUAUGCUGAUGACGCCACAAACGGAACUGUGUACGGGGUUGACAGCCAAUCUGCAGAUGCAGAGUCCGCGGGAAGGCGGCUGCAAACGGCGGCGGGCCC